Messenger RNA from Lactuca virosa, 408 nucleotides. Lineage: Eukaryota; Viridiplantae; Streptophyta; Magnoliopsida; Asterales; Asteraceae. The record is from the annotation of a GenBank genome assembly.
AUGUGCGUCGUGAGCUCUUCAGCCACGGUUAACGUUCCAAAGACAAAGAAGACAUAUUGCAAGAAUAAAGAUUGCAGAGAGCAUACAUUGCAUAAGGUGACACAGUACAAGAAGGGGAAAGAUAGCUUGGCUGCUCAAGGAAAAUGUCGUUAUGACAGGAAGCAAUCUGGUUAUGGUGGUCAAACAAAGCCUGGCUUUGACAAGAAGAGGUCAACUUAUAUAGGAAGCAUGAUGGAUGAACUCCUUUCAAUUGGAUUAUCUAAUGCUCAACAGCUAUCAUGGCAACCUUUAACAGUAGUUUUGGAUCGGCACCUUCUUGCAGAAGAUAUCGUGUACGUGUUCUUGUGCUGCCAUUGUGGAUUCGGGAACAUCCUUGCUUACUGGUCCAAUUGUAUGUUUCUCACGUGA